CAAAAAUUGUUUAUUGCCAGGUCACAACUCUUUUAUAUGUCAGCUCAAGGGUGGUUGUCGCACAUGCAAGAUAUUUGAUCCAUUGGGCUUAUUGAGUCCCUGUGUAAUUAUAGCAAAGAUUUUACUUCAGCGAUUGUGGAAUGCAAAGUUAGGUUGGGACGAUCCAGUUCCUGAUUCUUUCACAAAAAACUGGUGUAAACUUAUAAGUGAAUUUCCAAUUUUAUUUACCAUUCAAAUUCCAAGACAUGUUUUAUGUGAUUCACCUAUAGUAAUUGAACUGCAUUGUUUUGUUGAUGCAUCUGAGCAAGCCUACUCUGCUUGUGUUUAUUUGCGCUCUGAAAGUGUUGAUGAUAACAUUUUGAUAAGGCUGUUGUGUGCUAAAGCCCGAGUUGCACCAAUUAAACCACUGACUAUUCCACGACUCGAGUUGUGUGGAGCAUUGUUAGGUGCGCGAUUGUCCACAAAAGUUUUGCAAGCUUUAAGAUGUAACAUUAAUCGCAAGUAUCUUUGGACUGACUCUACAGUUGUGUUAGGUUGGUUGAAAGCACAAACUAGUGACCUAAAAACCUUUGUGUGCAAUCGUGUCAAUGAGAUUAAUGAGUUGGCAUCGGAUUUUACUUUCAAUCAUGUACCUACCCAUGAAAACCCUGCUGACAUGGCGUCCAGGGGCGUAGAUCCAAAAUCAUUGCAAACUUCUCCUCUUUGGUGGGAAGGGCCUACAUUUCUCAAAUCUAAGUCGUGCGAAUGGCCUAAGCAAUCACACAACAAAAUUCCAAGUAAUUUGCCAGAAUUAAAGAAUAAAGUACCUAAGUCUCUCCAAUGUCUGGUAGGGACUCAAACUGGUUUUGACAAUUUUAUACAAUUUGAAAAGUAUUCAAGUUACAUGCAUUUGAAAAGAACCUAUGCCUAUUUGUUGCGUUUUGUAAACAAUUGUAAUAAAAGUAACCCUAAAUUGACUGGCCCAUUAGAGGUCGAAGAAUUGAACAAAUCUUUACUACUUUUAGUCAAACAAAGUCAAGCACAGUCUUUUUCUACUGAAAUUAAUGAUAUUUUAAGUAACAAACCUUUGCAUCAUAAUUCAAAACUGCUCUCACUCGCUCCUUUUAUUGAUUCUAAUGGCAUUUUGAGGGUGGGAGGCAGAAUGGUAAGUUCAAAUUUUGAUUAUGACAAGAAGCACCCCAUGAUCCUAGACGCCAAGCACCACUUAGCUAAAUUAAUAUUAACUCACGAACAUGUUCGCCUAUUCCAUGCUGGUGCUCAAUCUCUUUUGGCAUCAAUAAGAGAACAAUUCUGGCCUAUAGGUGGCAGGUGUCUGGCACGCAGUAUUACUAAGCGAUGCUUAAUUUGUACUAGAUUUCGAGGUAAAACAUUGCAACCUAUAAUGGGUAGUUUACCCACUGAAAGGACUAUUGCUACAUUCCCAUUCUACUCGUGUGGUGUUGACAUGGCUGGACCCUUCUUAAUUUCAAGUAAAAAGGGCAGAGGAAGUCGAACCUCAAAAUGUUACCUAUGUUUGUUUAUUUGUCUGUCAUCAAAAGCGUUACAUCUUGAACUUGUUAGCGACAUGAGCACAGAAGCAUUCAUCCUAUCGUUGAGAAGGUUUAUUUCUAGACGGGGAAAACCUGGUAUAAUCUAUUGUGAUAAUGGGAGCAAUUUUAAAGGCGCUAACAAUGAAUUAGGUAAACUUCUAAGGUCCAGUCGUAAGUCUGUAUCCCAUUUUGCCAAUGACGAAGGCAUUAAAUUUGUCUUCAGUCCCGCAUAUUCUCCUCAUUUUGGGGGAAUAUGGGAGGCUGGAGUCAAAUCGGCUAAACACCACCUUAAGCGCGUUGCUGGCAAUGCUUCUCUGACGUUUGAGGAGUUAGCAACGCUAUUCACACAGAUCGAGGCUAUACUGAAUUCCCGUCCCCUUACUCCACUGUCCUCCGAUCCUACUGACCCGUCUCCUUUGACUCCUGGGCACUUCCUAAUCGGGCGACCUCUCACAAGCAUACCGAGCCUACCCAUCACCGCUAAGAACCCAACCCGAUAUCUGCGCAUCGAGCAAUUGCGACAACACUUCUGGGACCGAUGGCGCCGGGAGUUCAUAGCGGAAUUGCAACUUAGAACCAAAUGGAAGAGGCGGCAGCAAGACCUACAUGUCGGAGACCUCGUGAUUCUAAAGGAAGAAAACUUACCUCCACUUCACUGGCGAUUGGCACGGAUCAGUCGUCUUUAUCCUGGACCUGAUGGCAUCAGCAGAGUUGCAGACGUUCUCACCAACAAAGGCACGAUCAGGAGAGCCAUAAACAAGAUGUGCAUAAUACCUGCAAUCCAAGAAGAAACCAAGGAAGGAGUUCCAAUCACAUCAUCGUAGUCUGUACCUUGAGCGUCAGCUGAGCCAAUGAUGUCUGCAUCAGGAAUCCUGCAAUCAAGUUGAAAGCGGCACCUGCUUUCAACGCCCCCGAAGAUGUUCGCGCAGUGCGCUUACAACCUUUUUCACCCCACGCCGGACGUCACUAUCGCCAAUGCCUCCAAACAGGAAGUAAAGAACAUCACUAGCGCGUCGUCCGGCCAUCUUUAUCUUUGGAUCGAAUCCUCGAGCGCGUAGCUCGUAUUUUUCUACAUUUUACCAUUGUAAACGCAGCACAUAUGAAGAUUAAACUAAUCCUUAUGUAAAAAAGGACUCUUAUUUGAAAUCCU
Molecule: messenger RNA, 2679 nt
Organism: Ostrinia furnacalis (Asian corn borer)
Lineage: Eukaryota; Metazoa; Arthropoda; Insecta; Lepidoptera; Crambidae
Exons: 2
Coding region: 656-2353 (565 amino acids)
Biological process (GO): DNA integration
Molecular function (GO): nucleic acid binding
Source: RefSeq, a predicted model, not a curated record